This is a messenger RNA of Drosophila subpulchrella, 2231 nucleotides long. Its product is annotated as 39S ribosomal protein L13, mitochondrial. NCBI's taxonomy places the organism in Eukaryota, Metazoa, Arthropoda, Insecta, Diptera, Drosophilidae. The transcript is spliced from 6 exons. Gene Ontology annotation, biological process: negative regulation of translation; translation; peptide catabolic process. The record is from RefSeq and is a predicted model, not a curated record. Gene Ontology annotation, molecular function: zinc ion binding; mRNA binding; epoxide hydrolase activity. Gene Ontology annotation, cellular component: cytosol; ribosome; mitochondrial large ribosomal subunit. Bases 110 to 2164 code for a protein of 684 amino acids.
AGUCAAUAAGACGUUAUUUUUAAUGAUUCGAACAGUGGUCACACUGGCUGCCAGCUGAAAAAUUAUUUAUUUUCUUUUAAGAAUAUUUUUCAAUUAAAAAUAGUUCAAAAUGUCUAUUGCCAAGCGUGUGCAGCAAUGGGCAACAUUCGCUCGCACUUGGCACAUUUACGAUUGCACUUGGCAGAAUCCCUUCGAGUCCGCUAAAUUGGUUAAAACCCAUUUAAUGGGCCUGCAAAAGCCCAUAUAUCAUCCCAUGAUCUCCACUCGCAGCUUGUGCACUUCACACAAACUACUCCCGAUUUACCAGAUACAGAAACGCAAUAUGGGUCGCUUGGGAAACGUUGAUCCUAGUUCCUACUCGCAACCGGAUUUGAUCACCACGGAGCACAGUGUUCUUAACUGGAAAGUCGAUUUUGGGGCCACCAAACUUCAAGGAAGUGUGCUCCAUCGCUUUAAAGUUCUGACUGCUAGUCUCGAUAAGAUUCUCCUGGAUGUUCGUGAUAUCAAUGUAACCAAUGCCACGUUGUUAGCCGGAGGCAGUGAACUACCGAUCAACUAUUUUAUAAGCGAUGCCAUCGAUGAUAUUGGUCAGAAGCUAACGCUGGAGUUGCCAUCUGGAACGGCUAAGGGCAGCCUCAAUGUUCGCAUCGAUUACGAGACGUCGAGCAGCGCCAGUGGGCUGCAGUGGCUGAAUCCCACCCAGACUUUGGGCAAAGAGCAUCCCUAUAUGUUCUCCCAGUGCCAGGCGAUCCAUGCCCGCUCGGUGAUUCCCUGCCAGGAUACGCCGGCAGUUAAGUUUACCUAUGAUGCCACAGUGGAGCAUCCCAGUGAGCUGACUGCUCUGAUGAGCGCCCUCAUCGAUAAGAAGGAGGCUGGAAAGACGCACUUCAAGCAGGAGGUUCCCAUUCCCGCCUAUCUGGUGGCCAUUGCUAUUGGCAAGUUAGUUUCCCGCCCGCUUGGAGAAAACUCGAAUGUCUGGGCAGAGGAAGCCAUUGUGGAUGCCUGUGCCGAGGAGUUUUCCGAAACAGCCACCAUGUUGAAGACUGCCUCUGAUUUGUGCGGUCCUUAUGUCUGGAAGCAGUAUGAUCUGCUGGUGAUGCCUCCAUCGUUUCCAUACGGUGGCAUGGAAAAUCCCUGCCUGACUUUCGUGACCCCAACUCUUUUGGCCGGCGAUAAAUCCCUGGCUGAUGUUGUGGCCCACGAGAUUGCCCACAGCUGGACUGGUAAUCUGGUGACCAACAAGAACUUCGAACACUUCUGGUUGAACGAGGGCUUCACUGUGUUCGUGGAGUCCAAGAUCGUGGGAAGAAUGCAGGGCGCCAAGGAGCUGGACUUCAAAAUGCUCAGUAAUCUUACCGAUCUGCAGGAAUGCAUCCGCACUCAACUCGAUAAGACACCCGAGCUGACCAAACUGGUGGUGGAUCUGUCUAACUGCGGACCCGAUGAUGCUUUCUCCUCAGUGCCUUACAUCAAGGGUUCCACAUUCCUGCGUUAUUUGGAGGAUUUGUUUGGCGGCCCCACCGUUUUCGAGCCUUUCCUGCGGGAUUACCUGAAGAAAUUCGCCUACAAAUCGAUUGAGACAAAUGAUUUUAAGAGUGCUUUGUAUGACUAUUUCAUUGAUACCGACAAGAAGGAUAAACUAAGCGCGGUCGACUGGGAUUUGUGGCUGACCACGGAGGGAAUGCCGCCAAUUAUCCCCAAAUUCGACGAGUCGCUGGCUAAUGUGACCAAGGAAUUGGCCACUCUCUGGAGCUCCAAGAGUGUCGCUGAACUGACCGACAGCGCAGAGAUCAAGCAGAACAUUUCCAUUCACCAGCUCAUUGAUUUUCUGGGCAAACUUAUCGAAAGCAAGGAUAUUGUUGAUUUGACUGAGCGUAAGAUUGAGCUUCUGGAAGCCACAUACAACUUGAAGAGUUCCAAGAACGCCGAGGUUCGCUUCCGUCUCAACCGUUUGAUUAUUCGUGCCCGUUUGGCCAAGCGUCUGGAUGAGGUUCUUGAAUUUGCCAACUCCAAUUUCCGCAUGAAGUUCUGUCGCCCUAUCUACCGUGAUCUGGCUGGCUGGCCGGAAGCCAAGCCCGCUGCUAUUCGCAACUUUGUCAGCGUCAAGGAUCAGAUGAUGGCCGUGUGCUCGCACACAAUUGAGAAGGAUCUGGGAUUGAAGUAAAUUUAAGUCUGACUAAUGCAUUUUUUAAACUUCUAAAUUAAACAAUAAACUUGUUGCGCAACUAAAA